AUGACCUUCACGCAGGUAAAGGUCAUCGACAUCACGUGGGAUCUCCUCGUCGGGCGCGGCGGCCAGAUGCUGCUCGCGUGGGUAAACUACCGCGUGUUCAACGAAUGGCUGCUGUACCACAUGGAACUGCACCGCACAAGCUACAAGAUGUACACGAGUGUGGCGUUCCAAACGACGACGCUGGGGACGCUGGGGGUGCUGGCGAAGGAAUGGUUGGCGUUUGGGGAGACGAAUUGGAGGAGGUUUUUCAGGUGGUUAGCGAUGCUGUGUAUGGUCCUUGGGACAUUGUAUGUGCUGGCGUUCCCCACGCUGAUGGCGGCUAUGACGGGGUAUAUCACGACGUAUGAGCCGUAUGUGGAAGAUGAGAGGAGGAAUCUGGUGGCGUGGAGUGAGGUCAGGCGGGUAGAGUACAUUGUGCAGGACAGUCAAAGGUUGGGGGAGAACUACACGAAGCCGUUGAUUUCCGUGGCUUACGAUGAGGAGCUUGCGGAUGCUAUUCUUAACUAUUCAUCCCACUACCUGGGUGUCUCAUACAACCCAAUUCUCCAAUCUCUUAACCUAUCCAAUUGGGUCACGACCUCCGUCCAACGCGACGUGAGCAGCACCUUCGUCUUCAACGGCACAACCACACACCUAUCCCCUCCCUCCCUAAACAUAACCUUCGAAGCCGAAAGCCGCGACGCCGACCGCCCCUCUGGAGGGCUCAUAUAUCCCCAUUACUCCCUGAGCCCUAAUCCUGAAGCAGCUCGCCAGGGGCUCAUAUUCCCUGCAUCGUACCUGCACACGCACGGCUCGUGCAAGCCCAACGAAACAUACCAGUGGGGAUUCUCGUAUAUCUUCCUUUUCGGGAUCUUCAUAUUUAACUUCGUGUGGAGCUGUAUCAUGGUGGGCAUGUGGAUGGACACUCGCAUGCAUUCCAGGAUGUACCGGACAGGGAGGCGACCUGGGCUGCUGCGGAGCAUACUCGACAUUGCGACCGCGAUGAGGGAGGAGGUGGGAGAGGACGAGCCGAAUGGCGAUGUUUUGGACGAGAAAGAGAUAAGAAGAAAGCUGACGGACAGUGGAGGGGCGUUGGUGGUGCCCAAGAAGGAGUUGAGGAUUGCGAGGGAUGGAGGGGUUGGGGAUGGGGAGCUGAGAGAGAGAAGUUGGAAGAGGAGGUUGACGAAGGGCAGCACGUUUUAA
Molecule: messenger RNA, 1182 nt
Organism: Didymosphaeria variabile
Lineage: Eukaryota; Fungi; Ascomycota; Dothideomycetes; Pleosporales; Didymosphaeriaceae
Exons: 2
Coding region: 1-1182 (393 amino acids)
Source: RefSeq, a predicted model, not a curated record